This is a messenger RNA of Paramisgurnus dabryanus, 1376 nucleotides long. NCBI's taxonomy places the organism in Eukaryota, Metazoa, Chordata, Actinopteri, Cypriniformes, Cobitidae. The record is from RefSeq and is a predicted model, not a curated record.
CCAUUUGAGUUAAGUUCCUGAAUUGUAGUUUUUUUUAAUUCCUUUACAUAUUAUUAAUUCCAUAGAGAAGUUCAUUUUUGCAUAAAUACUUGAAUCAUUGGCACACACACACACAUGCACAAACAGUGAGUCCAUCUCAAGAGGGGUAAUAAUAGUUCUGUUAUAGUGGUUAUAUAGUUAUAGUGGUAAACAUCUCCUUUUGCAGUAAAAUGUAUGAAAAUAUGGAUAAUAGUAUAGAUAAAACUACAACAAUGGACAGAGGAGAAAAUGAAGAAAGGAUUGAUGAUAUCUACAUCAAUGAAGAGGCUGUUAGAUAUCUUAAACACAAGAAAGACAUGAAGGAAUCUAACAGGACAACAACCAAACCACCUGAACCCACAGGAAGUGAGUUUGUGAUGAAGAGAGGUUUCAGAUCAGUUACAGUGUGUUUGCUGCUGCUGUGUGUUCUUCUACUGACUGCAGUCAUAGUGCUGUGUGUCCUGAUCAUAACAAUCAUUAACCAGUCUCACAUUACCAGCAAAAGCAUCACAGAAGAGAGAGACCAGCUACUAACCAAAUAUAAAGAAGAGAGAGACCAGCUACUAACCAACAAUAACAACAUCAUAAAAGAGAGAGACCAGCUACUAACCAACAAUAACAAUAUCAUAAAAGAGAGAGACCAGCUACUAACCAACAAUACCAACCUCUCAAAAGAGAGAGACCAGCUACUAACCAAAUAUACCAACAUCACAGAAGAGAGAGACCAGCUACUAACCAAAUAUACCAACCUCACAAAACAGAGAGACCAGCUACUAUUAAAUAAUAAAAAUUUGACAACAGAAAAUAAUAGAUUAUUAACCAAUCUUAAUAAACAAAGAGAGCAGUUAAAUGCAACGAUGGAGGUUUUAAAAAGAGAUGGAUUGGCAGUAUUUCAAUCUAGUUUGUACUUCAUUUCAUCUGAGAAGAAGACCUGGAGCGAUAGCAGAACAAACUGCAUACAGAGAGGAGCAGAUCUGAUCAUCAUUAACAAUCAAGAGGAACAAGAUUUUGUUAAGAACGUGUCUGGUAUAGAAUACUGGAUUGGUGUGUCUGACAGCGAUGCAGAGGGCAGAUGGAAAUGGGUUGACGGCAGCACACUGACCACUAGCUUCUGGGACAAAUCUAUUCCAGAGCCCAAUGGUGGAACACCAGAGAACUGUGCUGUGCAGGCAGAGCACCCAGCCCAUUGGAGCCCCAGCGGAAAACACAAGAGUAAGCAGCCUGUGGCGAGCGACCUGGAAGUUGAGGGGGAGGAGGUGACCACACUACUCCCUCUUCCGAUGGAGGCUCAGCUGAAGAAUUUGUGUUCUGUUCCACUGCUGGCUGAAAACUGCAGAGCCAACUGCAGAGCCAGGUGA